Molecule: messenger RNA, 759 nt
Organism: Closterium sp. NIES-67
Lineage: Eukaryota; Viridiplantae; Streptophyta; Zygnematophyceae; Desmidiales; Closteriaceae
Source: the annotation of a GenBank genome assembly
GAUACAGAGUGUUUGGGUUCUUGGGACUGGAGUCCAUGGCGGCAGCGACAAGGCAAGAAAAGAUCCCCCGCACUUCCGAAAAGGCAACUCACUCUCUCGUCGAUUCUCCCCUCUUUUGUCCCGCCUAUUCUGUUUCGCGUCGCCUGCCACUCUUCCGAAAGCGCGCACUCCCGCCCUUCGCUGUACUCUUCCCAGGGCGACACUUUCAAUUCCGUCGAGCUUCUCCCUCCUCCUCGUCGCGCUCCUCCCUCCCCCUCGUCGCGCUUUCUUUUCCCCUCGUUGCGAAGCGACAGGAUAGGCGAUGUCUAGGCGAGAGAUACGCAGAGGGAAAAGCAAGGAUUUGACGCGAAGAAAACAAGGCUAUGCCGCGAAGAGCUAGGGACACACGAGGGGAAACUGCAAGCAACUGGUCCAGGGAAUGCAAGGGAGCACCGCUGGAUGGUUCGGCGCAGGGAUACGAUGAGGCACAGAUUAGACGGUUUCAGGGGGAACAUUACUGCCGAUAGGAGAUGGACUGUGGGGGACCCAUCUCCAUGGCGGCAUGUGCAAAUGCCUCUAGUUAUCUACACACUACUUUCUGGUCAGGGGAUAGUGACGAGCACCACUUUUGUUGGCCAGUGUGGCGUUCUGGUGUUGUCUGAGAGAAAAUAUGCUUUUAUUUCAAAGGCAUGUCUGCUAUUCUGGUCCUCGGUCAUACCGGUCAUCCAUUGUUUUUCUGUGCAUGUGGUGUUGUUCAAGAAGACAUGCUUUGUUCUAUAG